Messenger RNA from Antrostomus carolinensis (chuck-will's-widow), 847 nucleotides. It is a transcript of the gene POP4, whose product is annotated as POP4 ribonuclease P/MRP subunit. Gene Ontology annotation, biological process: tRNA 5'-leader removal; rRNA processing. Gene Ontology annotation, molecular function: ribonuclease P RNA binding. Lineage: Eukaryota; Metazoa; Chordata; Aves; Caprimulgiformes; Caprimulgidae. The record is from RefSeq and is a predicted model, not a curated record. The coding region runs from base 51 to 599 and encodes 182 amino acids. Gene Ontology annotation, cellular component: ribonuclease P complex; ribonuclease MRP complex. The transcript has 5 exons.
GGGGAUCACAAGAGGCCAGAGUGUUUGUAAAUGCCUUCCUGAGGCGCAGUAUGCCGAAAAUGAAAGAUGACGCUAUCCAGGAUAUACUGACCCGGAAAGCUGUAGUCCUGGAGCAUUACUGCAAAAAAAAGACAAAGCAAAAGAGGAAGAAAACAAAAGGUUUUACUGCCAAGCAAAGGCGAGAAAUGCGUCUUUUUGAAAUUGAACCUGAACAGCAAAGAUAUGCCAUCUUCCUACCACUACAUGAACUCUGGAAACAGUAUAUCAGAGACCUAUGUCACGGGCUUAAACCAGAUGCGCAACCACAUAUGGUUCAGAGCAAACUGCUGAAAGCUGAUCUCCAUGGAGCCAUCGUUACAGUCACAAAAUCCAAGUGCCCCUCUUAUGUUGGGAUAACAGGAAUCAUUCUACAGGAAUUUAAACACGUCUUCAAAAUUAUCACUAAAGAGGACAAAUUAAAAGUUGUUCCCAAAUUUAACAAUGUAUUUAGCUUGGAGAUUGACGGAUUCAUUUCCUACAUCUAUGGAAGCAAGUUCCAGCUUAGAGCAAGUGAGCGAUCUGCAAAGAAAUUCAAGCUGAAAGGAACUAUUGACCUGUGAUUUCAUGGAAAAUCAAAAGUAUUGAUAGAAAUGUCUGCUGUUUUCCUGCAAUUUAAAGACCAGGUUUUCUGGCAGAUUGAAAAGAGAAUAGCUACGUGAAAUAUUUCAGAAGCAUUUCUUCUUACUGGAGAAUGACUGUAUCAGUUGUCUUUAAAGCAGUUUCUCAGACUGUUAGGAGUUUUGUUGUAUCCAUUUUGUUAUUUGUAUAUAACAUUUUGGCUUUUAUUAAACUUCCAUGAUUAGUAUUG